Molecule: messenger RNA, 492 nt
Organism: Penicillium soppii
Lineage: Eukaryota; Fungi; Ascomycota; Eurotiomycetes; Eurotiales; Aspergillaceae
Exons: 1
Coding region: 1-492 (163 amino acids)
Source: RefSeq, a predicted model, not a curated record
AUGCUCACUUGCAUUGAUGUGCAAAGCACCGAAUCGACAUUGCUUCGCGAGAUCGCUAACCAAAAUCCGGAUGAUGAAUUCCUCACUUCAUUGGUUGACUGUGCGCUUGAAAAGUUGCUGGCCCCGGCAGCUAAGGACAAUCUCGCCGGAGGAGAAGCUACAGAUUUGGCGUACCGAUCAAAAAGAGAGGCAGUGGAUUGCUUGACAGGCGCUAAAGAGAAAAACUGUUGCUUACCGGAUGACACUAGCGAUGACUGUAAUUGGUCUAUUAUUGCAGAGCUACCAACCGAGUUGGGAUCCGUUAAUUCAUUCUCGAUGUGUGAGGAUUCUGAUGAAUCCGAAGACUACCUAGCUGAGGCUGAGAAGGCCAUGCAUCUGCUCAGAGCCAAGGGAUCAAGUGUAUCAAAGGAGUCCGAAUUGACCGAAUGGAACGAAGGUUGUUAUUGGUAUGAACGGGGCGAAGCUGCUGAUCGCGAUUGGUUUUUUUUCUAA